Messenger RNA from Acaulospora morrowiae, 2907 nucleotides. The record is from the annotation of a GenBank genome assembly. Lineage: Eukaryota; Fungi; Glomeromycota; Glomeromycetes; Diversisporales; Acaulosporaceae.
AUGUCCUUGGUUGAAAGCAUAUCACAUAUAACCUUAACGGCCUCAUGUAUCAAAGAUUUUGACCAAUGUAUUCGGUUUUAUAAUUUUCUCGGCUUUCAAACGAUUUCACAGGAAGACAUUCCCAAGCCGGCGUCUGCCGAAAGGCCUGAGGCUAGUUGGGAAAAAGAAAGCUAUCUUCAUUUGUUCGGAGAUAAAGUUAAAAACGGUAUCACCCUAAGAAUUGUCUUGCCGAAUGAGACGGCAAAGAAAUCAAUUCCUCAUGGGGAAAGUUCUUUGGAGCCAGAAGACGCGUCCAUAACUAUAGUUUCAAAGAAUCUUGCGGGAGUGGAGUCUGCCUUAAAGUCCAAUAACAUUCAUUUUCAAAAGUACACAUAUACUGAAGCUGGCCUAUUAACAACCAAUCCAUCGUAUGAAUUAUCUCGCACAGAAAUUUGCGCGCGCGAUCCAUUAAAUAACCCUAUUACGUUUACCAACAAGCCAAUUCCAUUUGGUAAAACCAUUUAUCCCGUUUCCCCGAUGCUCUCGUCGAAGCCAGCUGAUCCGAUAGACGAAAACAUUACCCCAUUGAAGUCUAAAGGAAAAAGGAUAGGCGUUUUGACAAGUGGUGGCGAUGCACCUGGAAUGAAUGCAGCAGUGAGAGCUAUAGUGAGGGUGGCGAUCUCAAGAGGGUGCGAAGCAUAUGCCAUUUUUGAAGGAUACGAGGGACUGGUGCAAGGUGGAAAAAUGAUCAGAAAAUUUGGGUGGGCCGACGUUAGGGGAUAUCUUGCUAUUGGUGGUACGCUUAUUGGGACAGCACGUUGUAAAUCUUUUCGAGAGCGUAGUGGAAGAUUAGAUGCAGCAUGUAACUUGGUAAAGAAUGGAAUUGAUGCCUUGAUAGUUUGCGGUGGUGACGGUUCGUUAACUGGUGCUGAUAUCUUGCGGAAAGAAUGGCCCGGUUUGAUCGAGGAGUUGAUUCAGAACGGAAAGUUAACAGUCGAGGAGGCUGAUCCAUACAAGCAUUUAACUAUUGUUGGUCUUGUGGGGUCAAUUGAUAACGACAUGCCUUCAACAGAUGUAACCAUAGGUGCUGUAACGUCGUUGCAUAGAAUUUGUGAGGCAGUUGAUAGUAUUUCCUCUACUGCUUCGAGUCAUUCUCGGGCAUUUGUAAUUGAGGUAAUGGGUCGACGUUGUGGUUGGUUAGCGUUAAUGGCCGCCAUCAGUACUGGAGCUGAUUUUGUAUUUAUACCUGAGCGUCCUCCUUCCGAAAAUUGGGAGGCUGAGAUGUGUGAUGUAAUUAAGAGACACCGUCAGCUCGGGAAGCGUAGAACCAUUGUCAUCGUAGCCGAAGGUGCUAUUGAUCGAAAUCUUAAUCCUAUAAAACCUGAUUACAUCAAGGAACUUUUGAUUAAGAAACCAUUGGAACUCGACACUAGAGUUACAACGUUAGGGCAUACUCAACGGGGGGGUAGACCUUGUGCGUAUGAUCGAAAUCUUGCGACUAUCCAAGGCGUUGAGGCCGUAAAUGCUGUGCUUGAAUCCACGCCAGACACGCCGUCCCCUAUGAUUGGCGUGAAUGAAAAUAAAAUAACAUCAGAACCGUUAUUAAGGGCUGUUGAAUUGACUCAUCAAGUGGCAGAAGCAAUCUCAAAACAGGACUUUAGGCGUGCAAUGGAAUUACGCGACCCUGAAUUUGCCGAUAAUUACGAAGCUUAUAGGGCCACGACUCUUGUAGACAGCGAAGAAAUGUUGGUUCCAGAAUAUCAGCGUCUUCGUAUAGGAAUAAUGCAUAUCGGGGCACCAGCUGGUGGAAUGAAUCAAGCAACACGUGCUGCAGUUCGUUUUGCACUUAACCGUGGUCAUGUACCCAUCGCCAUUUAUAAUGGAUUCAGAGGAAUCUUACAAGAAAACAUUCGUGAACUUUCAUGGCUUGACGUCGACGAUUGGACAUCUAAAGGUGGUUCAGAACUCGGCACAAAUAGAACUGAGCCGGAUAUCGAUUUAGGCAUGGUUGCAUAUCAAAUUCAGAAGCAAAGAUUCGAUGCCUUACUCAUUAUUGGUGGAUUUGAGGCAUAUGAUUCAGUGAGAGAAUUACGUGAUGCCAGAGAUAAAUAUCCCGCUUUCUGUAUACCUAUAGUAUGUAUUCCUGCUACCAUCUCAAAUAAUGUCCCCGGUACAGACUUUUCAUUGGGGAGCGAUACAAGUUUAAACGCAAUUGUUGAUAGCUGUGAUGCUAUCAAACAAUCUGCAUCCGCAUCAAGAAGGAGAGUGUUUGUUGUCGAAGUUCAUGGUGGUCAGUGUGGCUACCUUGCUGUUCUGUCCGGACUUGCGGUUGGCGCAACGAGUACUUACAUUCCUGAGGAAGGAGUAUCUCUUAAAACGCUCCUGGCCGAUGUGAACCAUUUAAGACGCAGAUAUGGUGAUGAUAAAAAAGGCACUAGUUCUGGUCGUUUAAUUUUAAGGAAUGAGUGUGUUUCAAAAACUUAUACGACAGAUGUUAUUGCAAAAAUCAUAGAGACUGAGGGUAGUGGACUUUUUGAUUCGAGAACUUGUGUAUUAGGUCACAUUCAACAAGGAGGUGCCUCCUCUCCACUAGACCGUAUACGAGCUAUUCGGUUAGCUGUCAGAUGCAUAGAUUUUAUAGAGCGCCAAGCGUUUCCAUCCAUGUCUCCCCAUGAAAAAGCGGGACCCAAAGUAUACACAAAUUCUGAGGAGUCUGCUUCCGUUAUUGGGAUUAUAGGGGCGCAAGUCGUUUUUAGUUCUGUUGUGGAUCUGCUAAAAGAGACUGAUAAGAAGAAUCGUAAAAGCAAAAGAGCUUGGUGGAUUCAUUUCAAAGAGCUUGUGGAUUUAUUAUCAAAAUGGGGAUAUUCGGAAAAAGAAGCCCAAACGGAGGAUUUAUAUGAAGCGAUAGAUAAAGAUGUGCACAUUUGA